Molecule: messenger RNA, 1257 nt
Organism: Mya arenaria
Lineage: Eukaryota; Metazoa; Mollusca; Bivalvia; Myida; Myidae
Exons: 2
Coding region: 73-510 (145 amino acids)
Source: RefSeq, a predicted model, not a curated record
AUUGGUAGAACAAGUGGCAACUCUGGCAGUCUGGGCGUAGUUUUGUGACUCGAGGAAGGAUACGGAGAGAGCAUGGAUUUCAACAGAUGGUUUUGGAUUAACCUUCUGACUGUGUUCGGCAGUCUUAUAGCGAGUGGUUUUUCGGAGAGUGUAUGGCCUUCAGAGUACGAUUCGGAUCAUUCGGAACCCGACCUACUGCAAAAGUACAACAAUGAUAAUACCUGGGAUACACCAAACACAGGAGAGAACUACCCGUCAUUGCUUUCACUGCUAAAACGGGGAGGAAUGGGAGUACCACUGGAAGAUGAAUAUCAGCGAUUUCCAAGAAUAAAGGACAGGGUCAUUAUCCCAUUCUUUUCUUAUGGUAGUAACCUUGGCUACGGAAGGCCGCGUAUAUCAGCGGCAUAUCGUCCACAAGUACAGAUUGGCUACAGUCCCUGGAAUGUAGGAGCAAUGCGUUCAUCAAACCGGUUUCUGUCCAGAGCUGCUGGACCCUAUUCGUCAUACUAAAACAUGGAUUCCGCCGAGCACAAACCAUUCGGAGCACCUCGGCCAUUUUUAUCGAAAACAACCUCGGAUGUAUUUGGACGGUUUACAUACUCAUAAAGCGGUACGUUUAAGUCCGCUGCAAGUAGAUCGCGUAGUAAUUGUAUUUAGCAGUUAAACUUUAUGACUUUACUCAUGGGAAUCUUAAUUAUUUUUGCAAUAAUACACUUCACUGGCAAUCAAUUUAAACUUAGAUCAAUAAAUACAACUCUAAAACACUACAUUUCAUUAAUGAUAUAAUUAAAACAAAUACGAACUACUUCAAAUUAUGUACCGGCAUACAUCCGAGGUUGUGUUUGAUAAAAAUGGCGGAGGAGUUCCGAAUGGGGCACAAACAACCGAUGUAUUAUUCACGAGCCUGCAUGUGAAAAUGUUGUGUGUUUUUUAAUGUUCAUCAUUGAAAUGUUGGUCUGUCUUUGCAUUGCCAAUUAUACCACGACAACUAGUGAAAUGAGAAGAACAUGCUCGGAACUUCCAUCGUUUUGUGUCUGUUAUUUUCUUUUGACACCAUUGAUAGAACACAUAGGACAUAACUUAAACAAAUUACGAACAUGUAUAGUCUUGAGGUCACCAAUGCUUACGAAGUGUUCCGUAAAAUGAUCAUUAAUAUAGAUACGUAUUUUAAAUAUAAAGCUUAUGUUCUUUUGUAUACACAAUGUGUACUUGUUUGUUGGUAUGUUUUAUUACACGAUAAACAUGUCUACAUACGAA